This is a messenger RNA of Manis javanica (Malayan pangolin), 4857 nucleotides long. NCBI's taxonomy places the organism in Eukaryota, Metazoa, Chordata, Mammalia, Pholidota, Manidae. The record is from RefSeq and is a predicted model, not a curated record.
CCUGUCAGUGCAGGUGGAGGCUCCCGGUGGGGCAAAGUGGCAGAAACCUCUUAAAGGGCGAGAGCGGCGGAGGGGGAGAACGCGGCCCGGUCCGGCCCGUCCAGGUGCCCUCUGCGUCCCGCGCAGGGAUGGCUCCAUGGCUCUUCCUGGACUGACCGCACAACCCCACCGGCUGCUUUUGGCAACAUGACAACACAGACGAGUUUGGUAGCUGAGUCUGAAAGUUCACAGCACCAGCAGGAGGAGGGAGAGGGAGCCACAAGCUCAGGCCAACAAGAAACUCAGCUGGAAGAGGUUUCUCAAGCCGCAGUUGAGGGAGAUAACCAGUGUGAGCUGAAGCUGAAAACAUCUAAUGGAGACACUCCCAUACAUGAAGACUUGACCAAGAAUAAGGAGCGGACAUCAGAAAACAGGGGCCUGUCACGGCUGUUCUCCUCAUUUCUCAAAAGACCUAGAUCUCAGGUCUCUGAGGAAGAAGGCAAAGAAAUCGAGUCAGCUAAAGAGAAAGGUGAAGGAGGUCAGAAAGAGAUAGAAUUUGGAACCAGUCUUGAUGAAGAGAUCAUUUUAAAGGCCCCAAUUGCGGCUCCUGAACCUGAACUCAAAACAGACCCAUCCCUGGAUCUUCAUUCUUUAAGCAGUGCAGAAACACAGCCUGCUCAGGAAGAACGCAGAGAAGAUCCAGACUUUGAAACUAAGGAAGGAGUACUUGAAGAGUGCUCUAAAAUAGAAGUCAAAGAAGAAAGUCCUGAAUCUAAAGCUGAAAGAGAAUUAAAAGCUCAGAAAUCAACCAGAAGACACAGAAACAUGCAUUGCAAGGUUUCUUUGCUGGAUGACACAGUUUAUGAAUGUGUUGUGGAGAAACAUGCUAAGGGACAAGAUUUGCUUAAAAGAGUGUGUGAGCACCUCAAUCUCUUGGAAGAAGACUACUUUGGUCUAGCCAUUUGGGAUAAUGCAACCUCUAAGACAUGGCUGGAUUCUGCCAAAGAAAUAAAAAAGCAGGUUCGUGGUGUCCCUUGGAAUUUCACAUUUAAUGUGAAGUUUUAUCCACCUGAUCCAGCACAGUUAACAGAAGAUAUAACAAGAUAUUAUUUAUGUCUUCAGCUUCGGCAGGACAUAGUUGCAGGACGUCUGCCCUGUUCCUUUGCAACCUUAGCAUUACUAGGUUCCUACACCAUCCAGUCUGAGCUGGGAGACUAUGACCCAGAACUCCAUGGUACUGAUUCUAUUAGUGAUUUUAAACUGGCCCCAAAUCAGACCAAGGAACUUGAAGAGAAGGUCAUGGAGCUGUACAAGUCAUACAGGUCCAUGACUCCAGCUCAGGCUGACCUGGAAUUUCUUGAGAAUGCCAAAAAGUUGUCUAUGUAUGGUGUUGACCUUCAUAAAGCAAAGGACUUGGAGGGAGUAGAUAUCAUCCUAGGUGUCUGCUCUAGUGGCCUUCUGGUUUACAAAGAUAAGCUGAGAAUUAACCGCUUUCCUUGGCCCAAAGUGCUGAAGAUUUCUUACAAACGCAGCAGCUUUUUUAUCAAGAUUCGGCCUGGAGAGCAAGAACAGUAUGAAAGUACCAUUGGAUUCAAACUUCCCAGUUACCGAACAGCUAAGAAAUUGUGGAAAGUCUGUGUAGAGCAUCACACAUUUUUCAGACUGACAUCUACAGACACCAUUCCUAAAAGCAAAUUUCUUGCACUGGGAUCCAAAUUUCGAUACAGUGGCCGGACUCAGGCUCAGACCAGGCAAGCUAGUGCUCUGAUUGACAGGCCUGCCCCACACUUUGAGCGUACAGCGAGCAAACGGGCAUCCCGGAGCCUUGAUGGAGCAGCAGCUGUUGAUUCAGCAGACAGAAGUCCGAGGCCCACCUCUGCACCAGCCAUUGCUCAGAGUCAGGUCACAGAAAGCAGUGGCACAGGUUCUAAAGCUCAGAAGGAAACAGAGAGGGUUGCUGUGGAAGGGGAAGAAGUACCACCUGAGCAGGCUGAGCCCACAGAAGUGUGGAAGGUGGAAAAAACCCACAUCGAGGUCACAGUACCCACCUCAAAUGGUGACCAAACACAGAAGCUUGCAGAAAAAACUGAAGAUCUGAUAAGAAUGAGGAAGAAAAAGAGAGAGAGACUAGAUGGUGAAAACAUUUAUAUCAGACAUAGCAAUUUAAUGUUGGAGGAUUUAGACAAAAGUCAAGAAGAGAUCAAGAAACAUCAUGCUAGCAUCAGUGAGCUGAAAAAGAACUUCAUGGAAUCUGUACCAGAACCACGCCCUAGUGAAUGGGAUAAGCGCUUAUCCACUCACUCUCCCUUCCGAACACUUAACAUCAAUGGGCAAAUCCCCACAGGAGAAGGAGUGAAGAAAACCUCUAUCCUUCCCUCGGAAAGAAAGGUUGGUGGGCCAGAGAAUAUAAAUGUCAUUCGCAGAGAGGAGGUGGCUGCGGUGACAAAGGGGCCAUCUGCCAACCCUGACUCUGAAUGGGAGGGUCCCAAGCAGUCAGUAGUUCCCAGUAAGAGCCCAAUGCCCGCUCCGCCGGAGUCUCCUCAGAGCUGUGGCCUUGGCUCCCUCUCCGUAAGCAGCGAGGAGACAGAAGAGAAGGGGCAGGGGCCAGCUGGCUGUCUCGAUGCUAAGGAAAUGCCAAGAGGCCCCAGUGGGGACGGUGUGGGAGUGGAGGAGCAGGCCAGUGCCUUAACGUCCUCAGUAUCAUCGGCUUCCCCUCAGCCGCAACUUGGUGACAGAAAGGCAGAGAGUAGUGAGGAGCGGCUCCUGUCAGGAGAGCCGCCUGGAAAGCAAGACGGAUCAUUUCUUGACUCUCGUGUGGGUGACCAGUUCCCCACCCUCAUUCGAAGCUUCCAGCCUCCCCUCGUGAAGACUCAGACUGUCACCAUCUCAGAUACUGCCAAUGCUGUAAAAAGUGAAAUCCCAACCAAAGACGUCCCUAUUGUCCACACCGAGACCAAGACCAUCACUUACGAGGCUGCCCAGACUGAUGACAGCAAUGGGGACUUGGACCCCGGAGUCCUGCUGACAGCUCAGACUAUCACAUCCGAGACUACCAGCAGCACCACCACAACUCAGAUCACCAAGACUGUAAAAGGUGGCAUUUCAGAGACCCGGAUUGAAAAGAGAAUUGUGAUCACAGGCGAUGCUGAUAUUGACCAUGAUCAGGUGGGAAUGCUGAGGAGAUCUUGGACACAGAGGGAACCUGGGCAGGAAGAUUGAUGGAUGCAGGAGUUGGCCUGCAAAAGACAUCUCUACUGGCUUCAUGUCUAGAGAACCCCUUCUGCUACUGUAGGCCAUGGAAUGGGGCCAGUGGGAGUGAGGGCUGCUGGUUGGGAAGCAAGGAAGUGUAGUAGAAAGAACAAGGAAUUUAGACUCAAAAAGGCUUGUGUGCAGAUCCCAGGCCUUACCAUAUUCUAGUUCUUAACCACCAGGUCUCUGUUUUCCUCAUCUAUCAGAUGGGUAUUAUGGCAUUUUCCUCUCAAGAUUAUGAAAAUCCAGUAAGAUAGGGGACAUGGCAGUGUGUAGUUCGUGGUGGACUCCUAGUAGAUGGAGCUGUUGCUCUUCAGGGGCUGUCAUGUAUCUAAACCUGUGCUAGGAACAGUGGGUGAUAAGAGGAAGUUAUACUCUCUCCCUCUCAGAGGUCUGUAAUAGCUGAGGAACAGCAGGGGUUGCCCAGUGAAAUGGACAGAAACAGAGAGACUUCACUUGAUUGCUGUCUGAGAUUUAUCACUAACUUGCUGUGUGACCUUGGGCAGCUCACUGUACCUCUGAUUUUUUUUUCCCUCUUUAAAGAGAGUAGGUUGAUCUAGAUAAUUUCUGGGCCUUUCUGAGUGCUAAAAUUCUACGUUUUUAUGUUAAUUAGGUGCUAAUUGUGUGCUGUAAGCAAUUAGCAAAUAAUAAGGUCAGGAUUAAUGUUCCCAAUUCUCUGUUGGGUGAGGUUAGAACAGUAAAGCUGCAGAGAAGAGGGGGUGGAAAAGACUGCAUGCAAAUGCUUCUGGAAUCAUUGACAGCUGAUAUGCUGAGUGCCUUAAAAAAAGAAAAGAAAAGAAAGAAGAACUGAGCUACAUUGUUGGCAGCACCUUUGGUAGCAGGGUUGAAGCUUAUAGCUGAGAACACUGGGGUCAGGGUCCUGGCAGCGAGGCUGCAGAGCCCAAGUAGAAACCUUGCAGCCUGUUUGCUCCAGCUCAGUGGACCCACCUACACAGUCUGAUGUGAUUUGAGCCCCUGCUAUUCUGGGCUAGACAGCAUGAGCAGUGGGAUGGGAAGUGUUUUGGGUUUGGAGUGAGACAGCCCUGAGUUGCAUCUUGACUCUACAGCUUGCUGGUUGUGUGCCCUUGAGCAAAUUAUUUUACUUCUCUGAGCUGUAGUUUUAUUGUCUGUAAAAUAAAGAUAAUCAUAGGUUUCUUUCAGGAUUAUUGUGACAUACGGACACACUUGAUAGCUCAGAGAGAUGCUCCAGUGUUCCCCAGUUCUCCCAGGUACAAGGGAUGCAUGGAAGCAAUGAGACAUGAUGCGCUCUGGGUGGAUGGGGUGCCGGUUUAAGAAGGACUGUUCAGGAGUAGUGUGGUGCAGGCCUUCACGGAGAGAGAGGUGUAGGCCACAGUAACCAAAGAGGGCUUGGGCAGGGCCCUGAUGCGUGAGCAGAUGGGGCAAAAAGGAUGAGGGAGGAUGAGCAGGGGCCUACAGAGGUGGCAGGUGCAAGAACGGCUUUCAUAGAGUGGAGAGACCAAAGAGGAAUUCUGUUCUUCCUUCUUUCCUAGAGAUAGUUCUUAAGAGCCAGGGUCAACAGUCAGCUGGUCAGCUCCAGCUAGAGUCCUUCUGGAUGGGGGUGAGGGGAGCUGUCCCCUGAGAAUCCCAGGUCACCACCCUCCAAGGGCU